AUGUGUAUAUAUGCAGAUACCGUUACUGAACACGAGCUUGAACAUGAAGAUCGAGAACUGCACGUUACUAAUGUUUCUCUAUGCAUUUGUCAUUUCUUCUUAUCAUGCCUUCGCCUCACCAUCAUGCACGUACCUGAACUAACACUGUCGUUUUUAUGCAUCCAAAUUAGUUCUAACGUUGAUAAUGAUGAUGUGUAUGUGUGUGCAGAUGUAAGAUUACAUGGAGCAUCAACUUUGCUGUUGACUUCAACACGGAAAUAUCAUGUUGUUAAUCGUCUUGCAGAUGAUAUACUUUUGCCUCCUGUUGAUCCUCUUACUCCUGUUUUACCUGAAGCUUAUUGUGCAAAUCCUCCAGGUUAUCCUCCGCCUUCCUCCACAACUCUACCGCCACCUGUAUCGGGACCACCUUCUACUGGAUCUUACUUCCCGUCACCGCCUGCAUCAUCUUCCUCCAACCCUACACCACCAGCGUCAUCUUCUUCCUCCUACCCUACAUACCCUACACCACCGGCAUCGUCUUCUUCCUCCUACCCUACACCACCGGCAUCUUCUUCCUCUUAUCCUACACCCCCGGCAUCUUCUUCCUCCUACCCUACACCACCCGCAUCGUCUUCCUCCUACCCAACACCACCUUUCUCUUCUUCUAUACCUACCACACCACCGUCAGAUACAAUUCCAGACUCACCUGCAGUAUAUGAACCUGGCUCGCCCGCCAUCUAUCAACCUGGUCCGGGUUUUAGCCCUCCUUAUAAUGAUGGACCAAGUCCACCAACAUUCUCAUUUCCUUCACCAACAGGUUUCAUACCAGCCCCACCUCUAUUUGAACCGCCAGUUGUAUACCCUCCUCCAAAUGGACCACCACCGGCUCACACUGAGCCAGAGUCUGCAUUGUGGUGUGUUGCAAAACCUUCUGUUCCAGAUCCGAUUAUUCAAGAAGCCAUGAACUAUGCUUGUGGUUCAGGGGCUGACUGUGAAUCACUACAGCCAAAUGGAGAAUGCUUCCAGCCUGACACAUUAUUUGCACAUGCUUCUUACGCUUUCAAUAGCUACUGGCAAAGAACCAAAGUGGCCGGCGGCACUUGUGAAUUUGGUGGUUCCGCCAUGCUCGUUACUGUUGACCCAAGUUACGAUGGGUGCCAUUUCAUCUACUUCUAAACCAGACUUUCUUUUACACGAAUCAUGAACAAGUUUUUGUUAGUAACUAACUGAAUUACAGAUAGAAUGUUCAUAUCUCAAAAUUAUGAUUUGGGCUAUUGAGUACACAUUUACUCUAUUACUGUGUCGUCAAAAUAAAUGC
Molecule: messenger RNA, 1297 nt
Organism: Erigeron canadensis
Lineage: Eukaryota; Viridiplantae; Streptophyta; Magnoliopsida; Asterales; Asteraceae
Product: extensin
Exons: 2
Coding region: 1-1155 (384 amino acids)
Source: RefSeq, a predicted model, not a curated record